Messenger RNA from Funneliformis geosporum, 131 nucleotides. The record is from the annotation of a GenBank genome assembly. Lineage: Eukaryota; Fungi; Glomeromycota; Glomeromycetes; Glomerales; Glomeraceae.
AUGAAAGUGAAUUGGAUGAUUUACUUAUUUCUGAAAUUUUUGAAGAUUAUUCAUUACUGAAAUAUGAGCCAUUUCAAGAUGAAGAAGAGGAAGUAACAAUUGAUGAUCAAUUUGCAUGGAUUUUAUUAUGA